Messenger RNA from Galendromus occidentalis (western predatory mite), 1743 nucleotides. RefSeq lists its product as uncharacterized. The record is from RefSeq and is a predicted model, not a curated record. Lineage: Eukaryota; Metazoa; Arthropoda; Arachnida; Mesostigmata; Phytoseiidae. The transcript has a single exon. Bases 1 to 1743 code for a protein of 580 amino acids. Gene Ontology annotation, molecular function: protein dimerization activity.
AUGUAUUCGUCCAAAAAGUUGCCGAAGAAAAUGACUCCUCAGAAGAGAGCAAAAGAGUUCGACCCAGGAGUUUUCCAUGUGUCGGGUGACCAUCUUUUCUGCAGUAGCUGCAACGUUCCCGUAGAUUAUAUGCGCAUGAGCUCGUGCAGGAAGCACCUGGCCAGUGCUGUUCACUCGCGAAAAGCAGAGGGUAAGGUUGACUCGAACGACAAGAAACGGAAACUUCAAGAAACUGUCUCCAACAUGUUCGAGAAGCAAACCGACCAGAGAAUGCAACGGAGAGUGGAGCUCAUGAGUCUUGUGAAGGAGUUCUGCGGUGCUAACAUCCCACUCAACGUAAUCGAUAGGCCUGCUCUCAAAUCUUACCUUGAGGCCAAUUUAUCAGGGAUUGGUUCGAUUCCUACGUCAAGGAAUCUGCGACAGAACUACCUUCCGAAAAUAUUCGAACUACAUUUGAAGGAACUGAAAACUUUACUCAGAAACGCCUCGUCUAUUGCUCUAGUCUGCGACGAGACCACGGACCCUGAAGAUCGGUAUAUCUUCAACUUGCUCGCCGUUGAUUGUUCGGAAAGCUCACCGUCUCAGCCUGGACACAAGCUACGAGCCUUGCUUCUGAACUCGGUGGUUCUAGACUCAACGAACCACAAAACCGUGAGCGAAACUGUUCUGAAGGAGCUUUACAAGUACGAGAUUCCGCUGACGAAGAUUAGUGCCUUCGUUACCGACAACGCCUCGUACAUGCACAAGACUUGGAGCUCUAGUUUGAGAGCCGUGCUCCUAAACGCUGUCCACGUAACGUGUACAGCUCAUCUGCUCAAUUUGAUCUGCGAAAUAUGGCAGAGUGAGUUCAAAGCUGUGAACGAUUUGGUUGUCGCCAUCAAGAAGGGCUUCACGGCUUGUCCGUCGCGUAAAGCUCGGUUCCUCCAGUAUCUGAGAGCUAAGGGCGGAUCAGAGGCACUCCCACCAGUCCCCGUCUCAACCAGGUGGAACACUUGGUUUCGAGCCGCGAUGUACCACGAGUCGCAUCUGGACGAUUAUAUUACCUUCUUCAAGGAGGAAGCUGAGGCGAGUUCCAGCCUUACGGUCUCAAAUAUAAUCAGCUUGAGCAGCUGUCGCAAGAUCGAAGCCGAUCUCACAUGCCUGAAGAAAUACGCGCCACAUCUCAUGAGCAUCUUAACGGAGUACGAGACCAGUUCUGUCAAAGCCCACCUUCUCAUUCGAGAGCUCAAAUUGCUCGCUGAAUGGCUCGAAAUAUCGGCAUCAGCAGAAAAUCACCAGAGCGGCAAAACGGCUUUACAGAGAUCUCUAGUGAAGUUGAAUUCCUAUAUCUCGGAGCAGCCGACAACUCGUUUCUGCCAACCAGCGACGAGAUUCUUCAACUCUUGCCAGAUUUUCGAUGUUUCCUAUGCUCAGAUCGCAAACGUGGAUCCGGAAGUUGUAUUCGAUAGCAUCCCUUGGUUUGACGACGACACUUCGGCAAAAGCUGAACUUAAAUUGUACUUGUCAUCAACGGACGAGCUCAGCCCCGAUGGCCAUCCUGUAGAUUUUUGGCGCGCGGCCGAGAAACGAUUCCCGAAGCUAUCCCGAAUAGCAAUUUCUUGUUUGAGCGUUCCUGUCAAUAGCGUGGCUGCGGAGAGAUCGUUCAGCUUGUACUCAGCCGUGCUGAGGGACGAUCGACGCAGUAUCGAUGAGGCAAAUCUACCUGUUUAUAAUAUGCUUUACCAAAACUCCUCGAACAUUUAG